AUGUUAAAAAAUAGAGUCUCUAUUGGCUUAGCUCUGCCAAAUAUGAAACGACUAUUUACAGUGUUCCGACUUUUAGCAUUAGCACAUUCUAAGGAAUACUAUGGUGUAUAUGUUGGUAAACUAGAAAGCACUGAUAAAGGCAUAAGUGGACAUGUCUUUCUCGCCAAUGAAACCAUCCUCCAAAUCGUCAAUUUCACUCAUGAAUCCGUAAAAGACUCCGACAGCACACAACUACUCUUUUUCAACACUGGUAGGACGUCAAAAGCGAAAGCAGUUUAUUUAGAACAGACGACACCUGAUGGAAAGUUUAUCCUGCCAAUAACACCAGUUUUAAAUGGUCCCUUCAAACGACAAACGAUUGUUGUAAAAAUCCCAGAGAAUGUGCUCUCCUGGAACAGCUUUGCAUUGGCCGAUAACGAAGACCAGGUAAGCUUUUCUAAAAUUUCCUUUUACACAACAAUAUAAAU
Enterobius vermicularis (human pinworm) is the source of this 467-nucleotide messenger RNA. Lineage: Eukaryota; Metazoa; Nematoda; Chromadorea; Rhabditida; Oxyuridae. The record is from the annotation of a GenBank genome assembly.